Trichobilharzia regenti is the source of this 1791-nucleotide messenger RNA. NCBI's taxonomy places the organism in Eukaryota, Metazoa, Platyhelminthes, Trematoda, Strigeidida, Schistosomatidae. The record is from the annotation of a GenBank genome assembly.
AUGGUUGAUGAACGCGGAUAUUCAGAGAGUGAAUUUGCUGGGAAUGAUUUUGAUGAUUUUGACGACGAAGAAUAUUGUGAUAGAGUAGAAGAAGAUGAAGAUGAAGAAGAAGAUGAGGAGGAUGAAGAUGACUACAAAGAGGAAAAUGCACGUCAGGAGACUGAAGAACAAGCACGAGCACUUCUUGAAAAAGCCAAGACAUCCAAAGUUGUCUUUGUAGUGAGAACAAAUGUUGCAUUUCAUGGAUCGUUAUCAGAUGACUGUCCAGUCCCUGGAAUGGCUGUUAGCUUCCAGGUUAAAGAUUUCCUGCAUAUUAAAGAAAAGUUUAAUAAUGAAUGGUGGAUUGGUCGGUUAGUUAAAGAAGGCUGUGAGAUUGGCUUUAUCCCAUCACCUGCAAAAUUGGAAGCAAUGCAGAAUUUUGGUUCUAGAGGAAUGAGUAAAAGUUCUACUGGAAAUUUUGAUAAUGCACGAAGUGGUAAUUCAAGACCUUCUACACCUCCUGCUGAUGUUGAUGCAAACAACAGAAGUUAUGAUGAAGAUGGCAAUCCUAGAAGAGAAACAGUAGCUGGGAAAAUUUCUGUCAGUGCAAGAGGUGGUCGUAAACCAUUUUUCAAAAAGAGUGACAAUUUACCUCCAUAUGAUGUUGUACCAUCUAUGCGUCCUGUUGUUUUAAUUGGUCCAUCAUUAAAAGGCUAUGAAGUGACUGAUAUGAUGCAGAAAGCUUUAUUCGACUUUCUAAAACGACGUUUUGAAGGAAGAAUUAUUAUAACAAGAGUGACAGCAGAUAUCUCUCUGGCCAAAAGAUCUUUAUUGAAUAAUCCAACAAGAAGAGCCAUUAUAGAUAAGUCGUCUGCAAGAAAUCAGUCACUUGAGGUUCAACAAGAAAUUGAACGUAUAUUCGAUUUAGCACGGACACAACAACUUGUUGUACUAGACUGUGAUACAAUUAAUCAUCCAAGUCAAUUAGCUAAAACUUCACUUGCACCUAUUACUGUUUAUUUAAAAAUUAGUUCAACAAAGGUAUUACAACGUUUGAUUAAAACACGCGGUAAAUCUCAAGCGCGUAAUAUGAAUGUUCAAAUGGUUGCAGCUGAAAAACUUUUACAAUGCACUAAUGAUCAAUUUGAUGUAAUUUUAGAAGAAAAUCAACUUCCAGAUGCAUGUGAACAUUUAGCUGAGUACUUAGAAGCCUAUUGGAGAGCUAGUCAUCCAACAGGGAAAGUAACAAAAGCAGAACGUAUUCUUGGCAUUGGUACUGGUGGUGGUGGUAAUCCCAGUCAACCUGUUGAAAAUGAUACAGUGCAUGGAAUGCAUCGACGUCAAAGUAAUGGAUUUAAAAAUGAUAAAAAGAAAUGUAAAAAUGAUCAAGACCACCAUCAACAUCAUCAUCAUCAAGGAUCUAAGCCUUAUCCAAAUUCAACUAAUUCACCAAGACGAGAUUCACAACCGUAUGAUAAUGAUGCACGUUAUCGGGAUGAACAUGAACAAUUAUCUGACGAUUAUAGUCAUGAACAGUACAAUGAACCACGACGAGUUAUGAAUACUCCUCUAACGGAUGGUUAUACUUCACCUCAUGAAUCACGGAUUCCAUUAAAUCAAGCAAUGAGACAUGAUAGAUACCCACCAGAACAUGAUCGAAUGAAUCGUCCCCCAGUUGGAGUAAACAAUAGAUAUCAUCAAUCUCAAUACGAUGCUGAAGCGAUGGGAUCACCAGUGGAGCAUGAACGCUUUCUUGAGGGUGCAGAAUACUCUAGACCGAGACGAAGUCGUCAAGGUUCAAUUAUGAUAUAA